CAGCAUGGGGCAGAGGGUCGCCAAACAGGCGUGGUCUCUGUUCGACUACACCACGGAGAAGUACGUAGUCACCAGGAACAGGAAGGUGGGCCUCAUCUACCGGCUCCUGCAGCUCGGCGUCCUGCUCUAUACCUUGGGUUGGGUCCUCCUGGUGAAGAAGGGUUACCAGGAAACCGACACCUACCUGCAGAGCAGCGUCAUCACCAAAGUCAAGGGUGUGGUUUUCACCAACACAUCAGAGCUUGGGGCUCGGCUCUGGGAUAUUGUGGACUUCGUCAUCCCACCUCAGGGAGAGAACAUGUUCUUCAUCACCACCAAUCUCAUCGUGACCCCUGGCCAGCGGCAAGAAACUUGUGCUGAGAGUUCAAGCAUUGAGGAAGCUAUGUGUAAUGAAGACAGUGACUGCCCUCCUGGGGAGCCUGUUCUGACUGGUCAUGGAGUAAGGACUGGCCGCUGUCUGCACACAAAGAACAUGACUGAAGGCACUUGUGAGAUCUUCGGCUGGUGCCCACUGGAGUCAGAGUGUGUACCAGAGGAGCCACUCCUGAGCAAUGCUGAAAACGCCACCAUUUACAUAAAGAACUACAUUCAUUUUCCCAAAUUCAACUUUUCCAAGAGCAAUGUGUUGAAUACCCAGGACACACGAUACUUGAGGACCUGUCACUUUACUCCCGAGAACCCCUACUGUCCCAUCUUCCGGCUGGGGUCUCUGGUCAGCUGGACAGGGAACAACUUCAAUGAGUUAGCAGUGAAGGGUGGUGUGAUAGGAAUUGAGAUUCAGUGGGACUGUGACCUUGAUAAGGGACCUUCUAAAUGCAACCCUCACUAUUAUUUUAGCCGCCUGGAUAAGGCUAUUCCAGAAACCACUGUCUCCACUGGAUAUAGCUUCAGGUACGCCAGGUACUACCGUGAUGAAGCUGGGGUGGAGUUCCGUACCCUGAUGAAAGCCUAUGGAAUUCGUUUUCAUGUGGUUGUGAGUGGCAAGGCAGGGAAGUUCAACAUUGUUCCCACAGUCAUCAGCGUGGGCUCUGGACUGGCCAUCUUGGGUGCUGCGUCUUUCUUCUGUGACCUGAUACUCAUGUACUUAAUCAAGAGAGGCCACUUUUAUCGUGACCAGAAGUACGAGAAAAUAAGGUUGCAAGAUAAAAAGUCCAUGAAGGGGAGAGAAGCUGUCAAGUCCGCAGAGCAGCCCGGGAUACAGAACCAACAUGAUGGAGAGAAGAAGCUACUAGGCCUGUCAAGUAAAGGGCAGCUGGACAGCAGUCCUGAGCAUGAUGAACUUCACAAUCAGCCUGCAACUUUGGAUGUUAGCUCCAGUGUGAUACAGCCACAAGACAGUCUGUCAGUGUUCCUGGACCACACAGAAUCUUCCACAACACUCUGAGGGGAA
Molecule: messenger RNA, 1390 nt
Organism: Suncus etruscus (white-toothed pygmy shrew)
Lineage: Eukaryota; Metazoa; Chordata; Mammalia; Eulipotyphla; Soricidae
Gene: P2RX5
Product: purinergic receptor P2X 5
Exons: 12
Coding region: 5-1384 (459 amino acids)
Biological process (GO): monoatomic cation transmembrane transport; response to ATP
Cellular component (GO): nuclear inner membrane; plasma membrane
Molecular function (GO): extracellularly ATP-gated monoatomic cation channel activity; purinergic nucleotide receptor activity
Source: RefSeq, a predicted model, not a curated record